This is a messenger RNA of Nicotiana tabacum (common tobacco), 2479 nucleotides long. RefSeq names its product aspartic proteinase 36. Gene Ontology annotation, molecular function: aspartic-type endopeptidase activity. Gene Ontology annotation, biological process: proteolysis. Lineage: Eukaryota; Viridiplantae; Streptophyta; Magnoliopsida; Solanales; Solanaceae. The record is from RefSeq and is a predicted model, not a curated record.
UUCUGUCUUUAAAACAUCACACUAUAACUGUUCAAUGUUCAUGUAUUUUCUAUUUUCAUAUACUACUCACAGAAGCAAAUAAACCAAUAAAAAAAGGUUAAAAAUCCACUGCAUCUUCUCUCUCUUGAAAGCAGAAACCAAAUAAGUGAUUACUGUUCCUGUUCUUGUUCAUCUAUUUUGUUGAGAAAAAUCCAGUCUUUUUAUUGUUUCUCCCACUGGGUUGUACUCAUAUUUAUAUAAUUUGUGUAUUUGAUACAUAUUUUAGUUUAUUCAAGAACCUGUAUUUUGCUUGAUAAAAAAUUAAAAAUCCAAUCUUUUUAUUGUUUCUUGAGCUGGGUUGUACUCAUAUUUAUAUAAUUUGUGGAUUUUGAUACAUAUUUUAGCAUUUUCAAGAACCUUUUUUUAUGGGAUGCCGCAUGAAAUUCUUGAAUGUGGUUUUGGUGGUGGCGGCGGUGAUGGCUGCUGCCGCCGCCGUGGCCUUCGGAGCUGAGAAAUUGCCGGCGGGAGUGCUUAGUUUGGAAAGGAUUUUUCCUUUGAAUGGGAAGAUGGAGCUGGAGGAGGUUAGAGCAAGGGACAGAGCUAGGCAUGCUCGAAUGUUGCAGAGUUUUGCUGGUGGUAUUGUUAAUUUUCCUGUUGUCGGUUCAUCUGACCCUUAUCUUGUCGGCCUUUAUUUUACAAAAGUAAGACUGGGAACUCCACCAAGAGAAUACAAUGUGCAGAUCGACACUGGCAGUGAUAUCCUAUGGGUCACAUGUAGUUCCUGCGAUGAUUGUCCUCGGACAAGUGGACUUGGGGUUGAGCUCAACUUCUAUGAUGCUACCAUCUCGUCAACUGCUUCUCCCAUUUCUUGUGCAGACCAAGUGUGCGCCUCUAUAGUUCAAACUGCCUCCGCUGAGUGCUCUACGGAAACCAAUCAGUGUGGUUACUCCUUUCAAUAUGGAGAUGGGAGUGGCACAACUGGCCAUUACGUAGCCGAUUUACUAUAUUUUGACACAGUCCUGGGAACUUCUUUGAUUGCCAACUCUUCAGCACCGAUUAUUUUUGGGUGCAGCACCUCUCAGUCUGGGGACUUGACCAAGACGGACAGAGCAAUUGAUGGGAUAUUUGGGUUUGGUCAACAGGGUCUUUCAGUAAUAUCUCAACUGUCUUCUCAUCGGAUUACUCCUAAAGUAUUUUCACAUUGCUUGAAAGGAGAGGGAAAUGGUGGAGGUAUACUAGUCCUUGGUGAGAUUUUGGAUCCGAGAAUCGUAUAUAGUCCCCUUGUUCCGUCACAGGCGCAUUACAAUGUAUAUCUGCAGAGCAUUGCUGUUAAUGGACAGUUGGUGCCUGUUGAUCCAUCAGUGUUUGCGACAUCUGGCAAUCGAGGAACUAUUGUGGAUUCUGGUACAACUUUGGCUUAUAUUGCCACAGAAGCUUAUGAUCCCUUUGUCAAUGCUAUAACUGCUGCUGUUUCACCAUCAGUUAGGCCAAUCAUCUCACGAGGAAAACCGUGCUUUCUAGUGUCCUCGAGCAUAGCAGAGAUAUUUCCCCCAGUUUCUCUAAACUUUGAUGGUGGUGCAUCGAUGGCUUUAAGACCAUCAGACUACCUUGUGCAUAUGGGCUUUGUCGAAGGUGCUGCUAUGUGGUGCAUCGGCUUUGAAAAACAGGAUCAAGGUGUAACAAUUUUAGGAGAUCUUGUUCUGAAAGAUAAGAUCUUUGUGUAUGACUUAGCUCGGCAAAGGAUUGGAUGGGCAGAUUAUGAUUGUUCAUCAUCUGUGAAUGUGUCUAUAACCUCUGGCAAGGAUGAAUUUAUCAAUGCUGGACAGUUAAGCGUGAACCGUGCAUCAGGCAGUUUGCUGUUCAAUCCGCGGCACACUAGAACUAUAUUUCAUCUGCUAUCGUUGGUUCUGAUGAUUGGUUCCCCAUUUUUAACUUAAUUCAGUUUUGACUUGCCAUUUUUCGUUUGGUAAUAUGCUUUGCCGAUUAAUAUUACUCUAGUUGGCUAGCAAUUGUGUCAUUCUGAUUCCCUUACUAGGUUUUCCACUGAGCUGAUUGAGGCUUCUACCUUUCUUCUGACCUCGAAAAGGUUUGUCCUUAGAUGUCUCUCUCGCACGUGACUAGGAGAGGCCUCUACCUUCCUUCUGACCUCGAAGAGAUUUUUCCUUUAGAUGUCUCUACAGUGAAUUGCCAUGUAAAUAACGUCUUAGUUAAGGAUGGCGAAGUGAAGACGCGUAACUAGAGGCAAGAUGAAAGCAAUUUGUGCUCUUGCUUCGGCCUUCGAGUUGGUCAAGCUGUUGUAGAAGGUAAAAAUUUUGAAGGCCCGGGCUUCUUGUAAAGCACUAGUUUCUGUAUGCACAUUGCAUCAUUGUAAAAGCAAUUAGCCGUUGUAAGCAUUGCUGCUUGUUAAAUUUUCAUCCUUAUUUCUUGUCAGAUUCUGUCUUAUUGGCAGUGUAACACAUUUAAAAUGUUUCGGUAUAAUGAAAAGUGUGUACUAUAUGAA